Molecule: messenger RNA, 1442 nt
Organism: Oppiella nova
Lineage: Eukaryota; Metazoa; Arthropoda; Arachnida; Sarcoptiformes; Oppiidae
Source: the annotation of a GenBank genome assembly
AUGGUACGCUUGGAAACGACAAACCGAUUGCUAUCGCAUUGCAUUCAAAUGCCAAACGCAUUGCCACUCAUGUAUUGUAUUGCCGUCUAUUGGGCCACACACACGCAUCACCGGUGGGCUGAUCCAGUGGACCAGAGAGACAGUGUUGGGACUAACACGUCGUCGUCGGACACAACAAUGAGCGCCAGAAAAAGCAAACAAAAGAAGGCCAAGAAGAACGACAACGAGUGUCUGUUCUGUCUUAAGCCGGACUCCGUGUCCUUCAAAUACGGAAAGCUCUACAAAUGGCACGACAUAUACGUUCACUACUAUUGUCUGCUAUUAUCCUCGGGACUGACACAGAGGGGUCGCGACGACGAAGGCAUCUGUGGGUUCCUUCCCGACGACAUCCGGAAGGAGAAGAAGAGGGGCGAGAAGUUGAAGUGUUCCUACUGUCGGAAAAACGGCGCGACCAUCGGCUGCUACUGCGCGAAACACCGGCCCCGACAGGAGCUCAACAAUCCGGAUGAGGAGAAGAACGACGAGUGCCCGACGUGUGGCGAUCCCGUGGUGUUCGACGAGGGGCUGUCCGUAUUGCAGACCCCGUGCUGUGACAAACUCGUGCACCGCAUAUGCCUCCAGAAGCAGGCGCUGAGCGCCGGCUACUAUCACUACAAGUGCCCGCUCUGUAACAGCGGCCAGGAGUUCAAGGAAAUGAUGACAAUUCACGGCAUUUAUAUACCCAAAGAGGACGCCUCGUGGGAACGGGAGGAGAACGGCUUCGCGGCGCUCUAUCAGCGGCACUCCCGGUGCGACCAAGAGGUGUGUCUGUGCGCACAGGGACGCGCGCACGCGUCGGACACCCGUCAGUGGCAGCUGUUGAUCUGCGACACGUGCGGCUCCCGGGGCGCCCACUGGACCUGUUUGGGCCGCGCGGAGUACGUGGACGCGUGGGUGUGCGCCGACUGCGCCGCAGUGGACAGGCGUGUGAAAGCGGCCGCCAAAGAGGCUGAGGAGCGGCGCCUCCAGAGCGAGAAGGCGUCCAAAGCGAGCGCCGGCGAUGGCGUGGAGUUGAUAUCGGACGCCGAGUCCAAGUCGAGCGCCGGCAGCGGUCUUAAGCGUAGGAGUCGUCACGCGUCGAGCGGUGGGUCACCACCGAAACGGGUCCGCAGACACGUGCAGAUGAUCGACACGGGUGUCCAAUGCGAGCUGGCAGAGCCCGACGAUCUGGUCGAUUGCGACCCUAUUGAGCGCCUGGAGCCCUAUGUCGUGAAGCGGCCGGCCAUUGCCGUUAUCCAACCGACAGGUGAUCGGGAAGUGAUUGAAGUGGACGACUCGGAUGACGACGACUGCGUUCUCUUGGAUUAGUAUUAUAUGUCACGAAACGAUCGCUUGUUUAUUGAUUUGUUUUUUGUCGAUAACUUUAUUAUAUAUUUUGUAAAACAAUAUUCAAUUCAUUACUC